AUGGAUAGAAGCUGGCAAGACGGGGUUGCUUUCAAUGCCCUAAUACAUCGCGUCAUGCCCGACUUGAUUGAUAUGAACAAAACACGCCGGAGUUCUCCACGAGACAACUUGGAACAGGCAUUUCGAUUGGCGAAAAUGCACUUGCAUAUACGACCACUGCUGGAUGAGGAAGAUAUGCUACGUGAUAAACCGGACAAACGGUCCGUGAUCACAUACGUCUCCCAGUUCAUCCGUACGCCAACGGUGUUGCGACCGAUCGAGAUUGGUGCGUUAAUCGACGAUCAUGCCUUGAUUGCUUGGAUGGAAGCUACUCUGAACACACUAAGAUCUUCACUCAGUGCGCCACUGUACGAUCAGUAUCAGGUAUACACGUUCCUGACCGGCCUUAGAAUUGGGUUUUUUUAA
This is a messenger RNA of Gongylonema pulchrum, 405 nucleotides long. Lineage: Eukaryota; Metazoa; Nematoda; Chromadorea; Rhabditida; Gongylonematidae. The record is from the annotation of a GenBank genome assembly.